GCAUGCUGCUGCUGCCGCCGCCGCUGCCGCCGCCUUCCGGUUCCGGCGCGCGGUGCACGGCGGGAAGGUGGGGCGGCCAUUAGGGGCUGAGCGCGGGCCCUGGCUGAGGUGGGUGAGGUGUAGAGCAGUGACACUGCAAACAUGUCGAUUGGAGUGCCAAUUAAAGUCCUGCAUGAGGCUGAAGGCCAUAUUGUGACAUGUGAGACCAACACAGGAGAGGUUUACCGAGGCAAACUUAUUGAAGCUGAAGACAACAUGAAUUGUCAGAUGUCCAACAUAACGGUGACUUACAGAGAUGGACGAGUGGCACAGCUUGAACAGGUGUACAUCAGAGGUAGCAAGAUACGGUUUCUCAUUUUGCCAGAUAUGUUGAAGAAUGCUCCUAUGCUAAAGAGCAUGAAGAAUAAAAACCAGGGUUCUGGAGCUGGGCGAGGAAAAGCAGCUAUUCUCAAAGCUCAAGUGGCUGCAAGAGGAAGAGGUCGUGGUAUGGGCCGUGGCAACAUCUUCCAGAAGCGAAGAUAAUUUCGAUCUUGACCGACGUGUUUUUGUUGUUUUUUUUUUUUAUUGGGGGGUAUUAAAUUGACUACAUCUGCAUUGGUAUCAGCUUUGUUUAAUAAAUGUUUCUGACAAAAACUUGUCUGCUGUUACGUGAUAGGAUUCCUCUUGGGCAAAUAUAUUGUAGGUUGAUUUCAAACUUAAAAUAGCUUUGUCUGGAAAGUAGUGGACUUUGUAUCUAGAUUUGACUACUUUGUAUUUGUGUGAUGCAUUGACUUCUAAAGAUCAUCAUCUUUUCUUUUUCUUGUUUAGUCCUGUUGUGAUUUCAUUUUCUAAAGAAUUGGAAGGCAUUCUUGAUGAAGACUUUUUAAAUAGUAUGUUUUAAGGUUAUGUUAGCAGCUGCAUUUAUGGAAAACAUAGUGAAACAGAGGCAGCUUCCUGAGAAGCAAAGUAGUAUGUUCAUUUGCUUUAUAUGUGGACCUACAAUAGGUAGAGGUCCAUCUUCAGAUCUGUAUGUUGAGCUUGUAUUCUUGCGUUUCUUAUUUUUCUUUUUGGGUACAGGGAGAAUUUUUGAUUAGGAACACACAACUUUGAUAGCCUGAGUCUAUAUUUGGAGUGAAAAAUUCUACUCUGACUCUUAGUAGUUUUUCCCUCUGCUUGGGAAAAGACAAUGGAAUAUAAAACAGGAAUUUUCACGGAUAAACCUAAAAGGUUUUGUGGAUUUGAAAGGUAGUGCAGGUGUAUGGGGAAAGUCUUAUAAAUGGAUAUCCAUUAAAUACAACUCGAUACAAAUGCUAAUCUUUUGAACAGAACUUAAGAUUGACUUCAGCUUUUGGUCUUAGCGUCUACGCAGUCAUAGAUCAUCAGCUGAUCUGGAGGAGGCUGCAUGUAGUUAAACUUUAUUUUGCUAAAAGUAUAGUGUGGUUGUUCUUACUAAAAUGUUUGAAAUGUUUAUGUGACACUUCUGUGCCCAACCACCUACUUGCCUACAAUCAGUUACCAGUCUGUACAUGUAUGAAAUAGCAAGUCUUGCUUUUUUUCCUCUGAUGCUGUGAGGACUCCCUUGUGUGCAGACAUGGAAGUUGAACUAAUGUAUUAAUUUGUUGAAUUGUCUGUAAAUAAAGCUGUAUUUGGUCUCACA
Phalacrocorax carbo (great cormorant) is the source of this 1636-nucleotide messenger RNA. Lineage: Eukaryota; Metazoa; Chordata; Aves; Suliformes; Phalacrocoracidae. The record is from RefSeq and is a predicted model, not a curated record.